Hibiscus syriacus is the source of this 2363-nucleotide messenger RNA. RefSeq lists its product as uncharacterized. Lineage: Eukaryota; Viridiplantae; Streptophyta; Magnoliopsida; Malvales; Malvaceae. The transcript has 7 exons. The record is from RefSeq and is a predicted model, not a curated record. Bases 107 to 2119 code for a protein of 670 amino acids.
UGUUUGUUAUAUAUAGAUUUUUAAUUCUUGAAAGGCUUCAAACUUAUGAAACUCCUGUGUUGGUAACAUGUAGAUCAAGUGAUUACUCUUAAACUAGAUCAUUCUCAUGGACCGACUAGGUCCGAUCUUUGGCCGUAAUUCUUCUGGUCCUCCGGUUUUAUGGCAGUGCAUCAUUGAGUAUUUAUCAAGCUUCCCCGAGAUAGAUAUUUCCAUUAUAACCGGUCUGAUUGAAACAUCUCCGGCAGCACCGGAGGAUUUCGAUGAAAAUACGAAAGAGAGGGUUGCUUUAAAAUGUUUGGAGAAGUUAUUUAGUCCUGAAAACAGUCUUGGAAACGUCGUUCCUCCUGUUUCAAGAGCCACUUUUACUCCUUCGCUGAGCUGUGAUGCUGUUCUCAACCAAAUAAUGCAAGUGGUUCCAUUUCAAAAUCUAAAAAGACCUGCACCCAAGCUUUCGAAAUGGGAUGGCCAGUCCUUUAUUAAGCAUAAGAGAGACACCCUACCACAAUGUUCAUUAGAAAAGUUGAAAGAUUAUAUUUUCUGGGACGAUCCUGUUUCUCGUUUUGAUGAAAAUGGCCCUCCAUCACUGUCUGAUGGCGAUGAUAAAAAGGGUAACCAAGAGGGUAACUUGACUCCUCGAAUUAAUGAAAAUUAUAAUGAAUUGUUGCUUGGAAAAGAUUUAUUGCCCUCUAAGAGGUGUAGAGAUGACUUGGUUGCUGAAAAUCCAAUGGGAGUAGUCGGUUAUCCUCAAUUGAAUGCUAAAAGGUCCAAGCAGGAUGCUACUCCCUCUUGUACUAUUCAGUCGGUUGAGGAGCUUCCGAUUCACUUGUGUGCUGGUUCUGAACGGUUGGAAGAUGAAUCUCAAAGGAUUAUGAAAGUUACUGAAAUAGAAGGUAAUAACUUGAGGAAAGAUUCUCAGAUAGGUGAGGGUGAUAAAGAUUUAUGUGUUGCCUCAAGGACCCAUGGGUCAGUUGAUGCUGUUGGUCGUGUAGAACUGCUGGACAAUCAGAUGGAAAACGUUCAAAAUGACGAUGCUGAUGUGAUGGUCGAGCACAAGCAUGAAGAUAUAACUUGCCAAAAUGCUCCGACUGAUGAAUCCAAUCUCGUUGAAAAUGUUUCACUGCAAAAGGGUCCUAGUGGUGAUGUGGUUGUAGAUAUUGAUCAAGAUUUUACAUUAAGUUCCCCAAAUUCCAUCUCUGCUGAUGGAUUGCAACAAAAUAUUGAUCAUAAUGUGGAAAAAGCUGACAUUGUUCAUCCUUCUAUGGAAGAAAUAUUUGAAUUUGAAGAUGAGAUCCUUAAUAAUGCCUUGAAGAAGAACCUUUUCUUGAGUUCACAUCGCAUACCAAGUCAAGAUUCGAAUCAAAAAGCUGGCUGGACAGAAACGAGGUCUUGUGUCAAGUGUAACCAAAAUGGUCAGGUUUUGGUGUGCAGUGCUAGUGGUUGUCCACUUGUGGUCCAUGAGAGUUGCUUGAAUUGUGCUGCAAGAUUUGAUGAUAAGGGCAACUUUCUUUGCCCUUUUUGUGCAUAUUCUGUUUCCAUCUCUGAGUACAUAAAAGCUAAGGACAAGAUCAUCUUGGCAAGGAAGAAACUAGUUGCAUUUAUGAGGCUUAUAGGAAAAUUUGCUCAGGAACGGAGGAGGUUUCCGAGUCAUUCAACAUUAAAUGGCGAUGAUCAUCCAACCGCUGAAAACACUGAAACUGACCCUGUAAAUCAGGUAGAAGUUGAAAGAGAUGACAUUUUAAAGGAAGCUGUAAAGCCUCAGACAACAGACGCCUGUCAGGAGCUUGUCAAUAGUGAUGAAGAGGCGUCAUGUAUCGGUGCAAAUGACAAGUUAAUAAUAUCUAACGAUACUAAAGAACAUCAGACAAAGUUCUCAUUCACUCCAUCUCGACGAUCGAAGAGAAAGAUAAUUCCAUGGACAGAUGCUGAAGAAGGGAUGCUCAGGAAGGGAGUAGAGGAGUUUACACAGGGUGAUGGAACAAUUCCAUGGAAGAGAAUUUUGGAGUUUGGUUCCAAAGUCUUUCCCAAGAAUAAAACUGCAAGAGACCUGAAGAACAAGUGGAACAGAAUGCGCCAGGAUAGUAUGAAACUGCAACAGAAGGAUGAUGUCACAGCCCUGUGAUCUUGCAUGCAAGAUGAUGUCAUUUUGAUUUCUCAGUUUAGUCAAGGGAAUUAGGUACCUAGUUGUUAUCAGAUAGUGUAUUAAGGGUAAUUAGGAAGUUGGGAGUGGCAGUUUUGAUGACCCCCCCGGUUUUUGUGUCCCUGAAAUGAAAUGUUUUGUUUGUUUGGGGCUUUGAUGGCAUUGGGAAGCGAAUGAUGUUCUUUAUAGACCCAUCUAUAUUAAAUCUGGGGUAUCUCAAACAGUA